Tripterygium wilfordii is the source of this 1746-nucleotide messenger RNA. RefSeq names its product vacuolar protein sorting-associated protein 9A-like. The record is from RefSeq and is a predicted model, not a curated record. Gene Ontology annotation, molecular function: small GTPase binding; guanyl-nucleotide exchange factor activity. Gene Ontology annotation, biological process: vesicle-mediated transport. Gene Ontology annotation, cellular component: cytosol; endocytic vesicle. NCBI's taxonomy places the organism in Eukaryota, Viridiplantae, Streptophyta, Magnoliopsida, Celastrales, Celastraceae.
UUUUUUUAACCUUUAUCUCCAAAUUCGUUUCUACCUCCUUCACAUGCUUCCAACUCCUUCCUUCUCCGCCCUCGCUUUCUCCUCCACUCAGAGAGUAAAGUUGGACCUCCGACCGAUAAGGCGAUCAGAAGGGUAAUGGAUAACACAGACGUCUUCUUAGGUCUCCACGACUUCCUAGAACGCAUGCGCCAGCCUUCUGCCGCUGAUUUUGUGAAAUCCAUCAAAAGUUUUAUCGUAUCAUUUUCAAACCAUGCUCCUGAUCCUGAAAGAGACAGCGCUGCGGUGCAAGAUUUCCUUGCCAAUAUGGAGGCAGCUUUCAAGGCUCACCCUUUAUGGGCUGGUUGCUCCGAGGAGGAGCUUGAGAGUGCUGGAGAAGGACUCGAGAAGUAUGUCAUGACAAAGUUAUUUACUCGUGUAUUUGCUUCACUUCCAGAUGAUGUAAAGCUUGAUGAGCAACUGUCUGAGAAGAUGGCCCUGAUUCAACAGUUUAUCAGGCCAGAAAAUUUGGAUAUCAAACCAAAUUUUCAAAAUGAAACAUCAUGGCUGCUUGCACAAAAAGAGCUACAAAAGAUCAAUAUGUACAAGGCACCUAGAGACAAGCUUGUAUGCAUCCUCAAUUGCUGUAAAGUUAUCAGUAACUUACUUCUUAAUGCAUCUAUUGCUUCAAAUGAGAAUCCUCCUGGAGCAGAUGAAUUUCUUCCUGUCUUAAUCUAUGUCACAAUAAAGGCAAAUCCUCCACAACUGCACUCAAAUCUGUUGUAUAUCCAGAGGUACCGGAGUCAAUCCCGAUUAGUUGCGGAAGCAUCGUAUUAUUUUACGAACAUGCUAUCCGCUGAGUCUUUCAUCUCUAACAUUGAUGCAAAUGCCCUUUCAAUGGAGGAAGCUGAGUUUGAGAAAAAUAUGGAAUCCGCUCGAGCUCUUCUGUCUGGCCUCUCAUCCGAUAUAGAUGGUCUGUCUGAUCAAUUAAAUCAAAUUGCAGGACAGACUAAGAGUGGUGAACUUGUUGAAUCCAAGCAUCAACGUCAGAAUUUUGGGAAGGGGAAGGAAUCUGCAACAACAAUGGCAAGUAAGGAGAUACCAUCUGCUAAAGAUCAAUCACUGAUGGACAAAGUUCCCUCCCUAUCAGAUUUGGAGAAUAAAGGAGUGUCUAUGCUUUUGAAGGAGGAUCAAGCAAGCCAAGUCUUUCGGGAGUACCCAUUCUUGUUUGCCCAUGUUGGUGAUCUGACAAUUAAUGAUGUAGAAGAUCUCCUAAAUAAUUAUAAGCAGCUUGUCUUCAAGUAUGUUUGUCUUUCCAAGGGGUUGGGCUGCAACUUCAUCUCCCCUUCGAGUUUGCAUACUCAAAUCCUGCAUGCUGAAAGUGAGAAGAAAAUUGAAGAUUCGGGAGCAGUAGAGCAGAAAGAUGGAUUGCAAAAAGAUACGGGUAUUCUUCAGGAUGAAAGAAAUACUGAUUCCAAUACUUCAAAGGAUGAGGCAAUGCCACCACUAGAUUCGAAUGCAAGGAGACGUACAGGUACUGAUGAAGGGAAUGUCGAAUCAACGUUUUCACCAGAUGAGGCAACGCCGCUUAGAGAUGAGGGACAUAAUGGUACUUCCCUGUCAUAGCUCUCCAUAAUUAUGAUGAAUAAUGUUUUGGAUCUCCAAUGCAUGAAGCCAUGGAGAUUUUUUGCUUUCCCUUUUCCUUUCAUGAAAAGAAAAUUUUCAGUAUUGGGUCACCGUAACAAUGGAGUAACAGAUCCCAAUGGUUUC